AUGGCUCAUACUUCUCUUCUGAUGUUGAUAAUGGGAGAGUUGGAACCUUCAGAGGGUAAAAUUAAGCACAGUGGAAGGAUUUCCUUUUCCCCUCAAGUGUCCUGGAUCAUGCCUGGAACUAUCAAAGAAAACAUCAUCUUUGGUGUGUCCUAUGAUGAGUACAGAUAUAAGAGUGUCAUCAAGGCCUGUCAACUUGAAGAGGACAUUUCAAAGUUUCCAGAGAAAGACUAUACAGUCUUGGGGGAAGGUGGAAUCACCCUAAGUGGAGGUCAACGAGCAAGAAUCUCACUAGCAAGAGCAGUGUACAAAGAUGCUGAUUUGUAUCUCCUGGAUUCUCCUUUUGGCUAUUUAGAUAUGUUUACAGAAAAGGAUAUAUUUGAAAGUUGUGUUUGCAAGUUAAUGGCCAAUAAAACUAGAAUCCUGGUCACCUCAAAGCUGGAACAUUUAAAGAUAGCUGACAAAAUAUUAAUUUUACAUGAAGGGAGCAGUUAUUUCUAUGGAACUUUUUCUGAACUUCAGGGUCAACGCCCUGACUUUAGCUCAAAAUUGACAGGAUUUGAUGCUUUUGACCAGUUCAGCGCAGAAAGAAGAAACUCAAUUCUGACUGAAACCCUCCGACGGUUUUCUAUUGAUGGAGAUGGGGCUGGCUCACGAAAUGAAGCGAAGAAGCAAUCUUUCAAACAAACUUCAGAUUUCAAUGAAAAAAGAAAAAACUCUGUAAUUAUUAAUCCACUUAAUUCUAGCAGAAAGUUCUCUAUACUACAAAAAAACUCAGCACAUGUUAAUGGGAUAGAAGAAAGUCAUGGAGAUCCAUCAGACAGAAGACUGUCACUAAUACCUGAUUCUGAACAAGGAGAGGUAAUUCUGCCUCGCAGCAAUAUACUAAACACAGGUCCACUGUUGCAUGGACGGAGAAGGCAGUCUGUACUGAACCUGAUGACACACACUUCAGUUAUCCAGGGCCAAAGCUUUUACACAAGAGGGACUACACCAAUACGUAAAACAUCAAUGAUCCCCCAGUCAAAACUGUCUUCUGAGAUAGAUAUCUAUACUAGACGUUUGUCUCAAGACAGUGUCCUGGAAAUAAGUGAUGAAAUUAACGAAGAAGAUUUGAAGGAAUGUUUUAUGGAUGAAUCAGAAAACAUAAAUGGUGUUACUACAUGGAAUACAUAUUUCAGAUACAUUACCAUCCAUAAAAACUUGAUUUUUGUCCUAGUUUUUUGUGCUGUUAUCUUUUUAGCUGAGGUAGCCGCUUCUCUUAUUGGGUUGUUGUUUCUCAAGCAACAGUUUCCAGGUACAAAUACAACAGACAGGAGAAACACCACAUCUCAUGUGCCUGGUGAUGGCCCUUCAGUAAUCAUUACGAAAAGUAGCUUUUACUAUGUCUUUUACAUUUAUGUGGGAGUGGCAGAUACCCUGCUUGCCUUGGGAAUUUUCAGAGGUAUACCACUGGUGCAUACUCUUAUAACAGUGUCUAAAACUCUCCAUCAGAAGAUGUUGCAUGCUGUUCUUCAGGCACCUAUGUCAACAUUCAACACUUUGAAAGCAGGAGGAAUACUUAACAGAUUCUCAAAAGAUACGGCAAUAUUGGAUGACAUACUGCCUCUUACUAUAUUUGACUUUAUUCAGUUAAUACUGAUUGUGAUUGGUGCUAUAACAGUAGUCUCAAUAUUAGAACCCUACAUCUUCCUGGCAUCAGUGCCUGUGAUAGGAGCCUUUGUUAUGUUAAGGGCAUACUUCCUCCACACUUCUCAGCAGCUGAAGCAACUGGAAUCUGAAGCCCGGAGUCCAAUUUUCACGCAUCUUGUUACAAGCUUAAAAGGGCUAUGGACGUUAAGAGCUUUUGGGAGACAACCAUACUUUGAAACUUUGUUUCACAAAGCUCUGAACUUGCACACAGCACACUGGUUCCUCUACUUGUCCACACUGCGCUGGUUCCAGAUGAGAAUAGAAAUGAUCUUUGUCAUCUUCUUCAUUGCUGUGACAUUCAUCUCUGUUAUAACUGCAGGUAAAGGAGAACCCAAAGUUGGCAUUGUUUUAACGUUAGCCAUGAAUAUUAUGAGUACCUUACAAUGGACUGUGAAUUCAAGCAUAGAUGUGGACAGUCUGAUGCGAUCUGUAAGACGUAUAUUUAAAUUUAUUGACAUGCCAACAGAAGAAACAAAAGGUAUUAAGCCAACAAAGGAUGACCAACUGUCAGGAGUCCUCAUAAUUGAAAACAAGCAUGCAGAGGAAGAGAAGGUCUGGCCAUCUGGAGGCCAAAUGAUAGUGAAGGACCUCACAGCCAAGUAUACUGAUGGAGAAACUACAGUAUUAGAAAAUGUUUCCUUUUCAAUAAGUCCUGGACAGAGGGUCGGCCUUUUAGGAAGAACUGGCUCAGGGAAAAGCACUUUGCUUUUUGCCUUUUUACGGCUUCUGAAUACAGAAGGGGACAUUCAAAUUGAUGGCGUCUCUUGGGACACAAUCAGUGUCCAGCAGUGGAGAAAGGCAUUUGGAGUUAUCCCACAGAAAGUGUUUAUAUUCUCUGGGUCAUUUCGGAAAAACUUGGAUCCUUAUGGACAAUGGACUGAUGAAGAAAUAUGGAAAGUUGCAGAUGAGGUUGGACUGAAGUCUGUAGUAGAGCAAUUUCCUGGCCAGCUUGAUUUUGUUCUUGUGGAUGGUGGCAGUGUCCUCAGUCAUGGGCACAAGCAAUUGAUGUGUCUUGCCAGAUCAGUUCUCAGUAAAGCUAAAAUCCUGCUGCUUGAUGAACCAAGUGCUCAUUUGGACCCCAUAACCUUCCAAGUGAUUAGGAAAAUACUUAAACACGCAUUUGCAAAUUGCACUGUUAUACUCUCUGAACACAGACUAGAAGCAAUGUUGGAGUGCCAGCGAUUUUUGGUAAUAGAAGACAAUACAGUGAGGCAGUAUGAGUCAAUCCAGAAACUGCUGAAUGAAAAGAGUUCCUUCAGACAGGUGAUCAGUCAUGUUGAUCGCCUUAAACUCUUCCCUAUACAUCGCAGAAACUCAAGCAAGCGCAAAUCUCGGCCCAAAAUCACUGCUUUGCAAGAAGAGACAGAGGAGGAAGUACAAGAGACCAGACUGUGAGGAAGACUAGAAACACUUCUAAAAAAAUUAAAUAUUGGGGAAAUUGAAGUCGAGAAAAGUGAGACCAACGCUGCGGACACUGCAGGGGCAAGCCCAUGAUCAAAUUUUCAGGAGGCAUUAAACGGAGCUGUCUACAAGGGUAUAUGGAAACGGCUACCCUCCAAAGGUUAAAUUGUGUGUGAGGCAUUAAAUACCCUUGAAGAUUUACCACUUGCUGUGGUAAGCCAUGCUUCCUUUGAAAAGCUGCUUUACUUUGGUACUCACUCAAUGAUGGGAAGAAUUAGGAACCUGUUUGGAUCAAUAUAGGAAAACUUUAAAAACCUUUAUUCCCUGUGUUUCAGGGAAGGGGAUGGGCACUGAAGAAAAAGGUGGCAGAUGGGAAUGUUAAAACAUAUCAGACUUGGGUACAAAACACUAACUGCAAAGUAGUAAACUGAUUGUGGGGUUACUUCCUGAAAACAGGAGGAGAGAAAGUCAGCAGCAAUGCACUUCAAAUACUUCCUGUUCCUCAUUUUUCAUCUGAUUACUGUAUUUCAAAACCACAGAAAAGGCGAAAUGCCCUUUCACAACAGUGCACAGCAAGCAUGCAUGAGAUAAUGAAGGAAAAGAGGAUGUUUGCCUGUGAGUCAGUCAACAUCCGUCAAGUCCCAGCAGUUAAAGAAAGAUGAUGAGAGGGGGAGUUAGUAUUUCCUGUUGGAAGCCAGGAGAGUCUGGCCAAACCCUGCAAACCUUUAUUCCUGGGCAUAUGAAUAUUAGCAUAAGCAGCAGGACUCCUGCUCGUAGGCCAGUCUGUAUGUUAGGUCAGGCACCUUGACAUGCUUGUACUGUAGUUUGUAUGAAAAGGAGAGGGA
Gavialis gangeticus (Gharial) is the source of this 3935-nucleotide messenger RNA. It is a transcript of the gene CFTR, whose product is annotated as cystic fibrosis transmembrane conductance regulator. The transcript has 18 exons. Gene Ontology annotation, biological process: chloride transmembrane transport; bicarbonate transport. The record is from RefSeq and is a predicted model, not a curated record. The coding region runs from base 1 to 3084 and encodes 1027 amino acids. Gene Ontology annotation, cellular component: plasma membrane; cytosol; apical plasma membrane. Gene Ontology annotation, molecular function: ABC-type transporter activity; ATP binding; ATP hydrolysis activity. NCBI's taxonomy places the organism in Eukaryota, Metazoa, Chordata, Crocodylia, Gavialidae.